Molecule: messenger RNA, 2667 nt
Organism: Clarias gariepinus (North African catfish)
Lineage: Eukaryota; Metazoa; Chordata; Actinopteri; Siluriformes; Clariidae
Product: interferon-induced protein 44-like
Exons: 8
Coding region: 296-1192 (298 amino acids)
Source: RefSeq, a predicted model, not a curated record
UGGUGUGCAUCUGACACCUAAAACUGCACACACACACCACUUCCUGCUCACUGACACAAUAGUUAUGAUCAGGUGCCGAACCUUUUUUUUCUUUUUGUUUUGUUAACACUAGUCUAAAAAUAUUAACAUGUUAAUGUUGGUUCAUGCAUAAGGUUUAAGAUUGUAAAUAUUCAGAGCAAAUUUUUGUGUUGGUGAUACCUCCUCUACUGUAGUUUUGGGGUUUUAAGGACCUGGAGUGAGUCUUGAGUCACAAAAUCUGUGUACUUCAAAUUUCUGAAAAAGCUUACGAGAAAACAUGGGUUCAGGUUACUCAGCUCCGAAAGAAACCUUAGAAAAACCAUGGAGAAUUAUGGAUUGGAGUGAGUCAAAUAGAGAUACAAUGAACUGGAACCUGGCACACUCUAAGCCAAACUCAAAGGUAAAACGUCUCAGAAUUUUGCUGAUUGGACCAGUAGGCUCUGGGAAGUCGAGCUUUAUCAACUCUGUUAACACGACCCUUCAAUUCCGCCAAGUGUGCAAUGCUGCAGUAGAUGCACAGGGAGGAACCAGCUUUACUAUGAAGUACACAACGUACAAGGUGAAGAAAGGUGAAGAUGAUGACUUUUCAUUUGUGUUUAAUGACAUCAUGGGCCUGGAAGAAGAUUCAAAGACAUUGCAGACUAGUGAGAAGGGUAUGAAAGAAAAAGUAGCUUCAAAGGGAGUUCAAAUUAGUGACAUCAUCAGUGCCAUGCAAGGUCAUGUGCCAGAGGGCUAUACGUUUGAUCCAGAAAACGAGCUGACUUCGGAAUGCAAUGAAUAUGUAAAGAACCCAAGCCUAGAUGAAAAAGUUCACUGUCUGGUGCAUGUUCUACCAGGAGACAAAAUAACUAUAAUGUCAGACAAUAUUAUUGCUAAAAUGAGAACAGUUCGAGAAAAAGCACGAGACCUAGAAAUUCCUCAAGUUGUUGUCAUGUCUAUGGUGGAUAAAGCAUGUCCAAUGGUAUCGGGUGACCUGAAGAAGAUCGAAAAAAGCAGGAAGAUUAACGAGAAGAUCCUUGAGUGUCAUAAUAGACUGGGAGUUCCACUUAACUGCAUCUUUCCUGUACAGAACUACAGCAAAAAACUCGAGAACAACAAGGACAUGGAUACUCUGAUCCUUACCGCAAUGAAACAUAUUGUGAACUUGGCCAAUGACUAUGUGGAUAGGAUAUAACAUACCUAAGCAUAGCCAUGUGAAAGCAACUUAGUAUUUUGUGUUCCAAGUAUAAUGCUUAUUGUAAUGUAACUCUACUUUUUAAGUAGCUUAAGCCAUGAAAAAAGGCCUUUCGCUGGAUGCCGUCUUGUACAAAUUGUUGGUUAAGAUUUCAAGAGAAAAAUCCUUAAUGGAUGAAGGAUUUUUUAACAUUGUAUUGAUUUUUAAUUUUUUGACAUUUCUAUACACAUACAUGCAUUAAAUUUAAAACUUGUCUAAUGUUUAUUUAAAUUAUUGUCUUAAUUAAAAAAUUUAUUUAAAUAUAAAUUAUUGUCCUAAUUUAAUUUAAUUUGGUGUCUUACAUAAUCAGGUAACUACUUAAUUAUCAUUAACGUAGUAUAUGUAGGCCUAUGUUAAUUGUCAAGAAAAAGAUUGUACACUGUAAAAAGUGGGACUGGCUUAGUUAACAAUUGUUAAAUAAAAUAUAAGUGACAAGAACAUAAUAAAAUGUACUAACUGAAAUUUUAAUUACAUUUUUCUGGCCAUGUCACAACUAAAGAAAUGUUGUAAAUUUUACUCAUUUAGAGAGACUAGGUUGUACUGCCAUGCAAUUUCCGCCCAUUUUUUUUAUGUCCAGACAAGGUGCCACAUGCUGCAGGAUAUGCAUUUUUCUUAAGGUACGAUUUGUUUAGUUAGUAAUAAGUAUGUACAAAUAAUUUUGUAGCAGUUACAUUUUGUUUUACAGACAGUUGUGAAAUAUACAAAUUUUAUUGUGUGGUUAAAUUCAGUUAAGCUUUUUCCUCUCAGUCUGUUUUAAAGCAAAGAUGUCCUCAAAGUCUGCUCUGUUUUUAUUUGGCUAAAAGUCGGCUUAGCAUGGUAAUUAGUUCAGUGUGUGAAUUUUAUUACAAUGUGUGUUAUAUAGUAUAUAAUAUUCUUUAAAGAGGCAGCCGGGCUAGUCAGUGUUUCAGAGUUUCAGCGUUAGCUUCCCCUCCCCCACAGCAGCAGUUAACUGUUGCUCUAGAAGUGAGUCAUUAACUUAAUGAUUUACCUUUUGUGUUUUGAAUUGAGCUCUAUAUAAAAUAUUAAAUUAAAGGGGACAUGUGUAGUAACAGAAUAUUGUAUGUUUCUUUAUGAUAAAUAUGGCCCACCUUUGUAAUGGUCCUAUAAUCUGACCAUUUUGAUUCAUACAAAUUCACAUUUCAUACAAACUUAAAUAAUUUUUUUGACUGUGUAAAGCUGCUUUGCGGCAAUGAAAAUUGCUAAAAGCGCUAUACAAAUAAAAUUGAAUUGAAUUGAAUUGAAUUGAAUAAUGCUGUUUGCUAGUUUUAAUGGUAAAAUAAAAACUCUUGAUGUUUCAGAUGAAACAUUUGGCAGUAUAUUCUUUUUUGAUGCAUGCAGUUUUGAAGUACUUGCAUUUGAAGUAUGCAGUUACUGUCCAUUUUACCAGCUUCUGAUGCUGCAAAAAUGUUGGACAAUGUUUAUCGUGUCUGCAAAGA